GCUACCGACUUUGGUCACAUAACGGCCCGUCGCGACAAAGCUUCCCCUUUGAUCGGGCUGGAAUCGGGGAGGUUAUGUGAGGGGCCAUCGAAUAUCAAAUUUGACUUCGAAAAGCAAUGCAACUUCCACCAACUCGAGCUCACUACUUUCGCUACUCACGAUGUCAUGGACAGUUUCGAGCGUCUAAUGGUGUGUGCGAUCCUCCUCAUGGCAGCCUCUACCACUGCCGCAGCACCUCAUUCGCGGCACCAUGCGCUGCUUUACGCUGCGAAGCAGGCACAUGCACGCGAUGAGCGCGUCGUCAUGACAGACCCAGAGACUGGGCGUAAAUUUAUGCCUGGGGAAACCAGCCGGGCUCGUACGGUGUACACAGUCGUAGCUUUGUUCUGCGCGGUAGUAUUAGCGCUCCUCUUCGGCCUGCGUGCUAAGUCACUGGCUCGAAACAUCAAGAAAAGAAACAACUUGACCUCUGCGAUCCUGUCGUUUCUCUUCUUGUUUGCGAUAUGCUUCAUAUUUGCCACAGCAGUCGUCGAAAGCGGCCAAAGUCUGGCUUCUUCUAAUCUGUGUUACUCCGCUAUCAUCAUAUGCUUGGUCUUCUAUACCACGAACAAGCUGGCAAUAUACAUAUUCCUCCUAGAGCGUGCUCGUAUCGUUCGUGCACCUUUCAUGCGCCGCCAUAGGGACUGGCUGUGGAUAUCCGGAAUGAUCAUCAUCUGUGCUGGCUUCGGAACGGUCGCUAUCAUUGGAUUCGUCUUCCCUGUUUCUGAGCUCUCGAGAUUGGACGGUCGAUGCCGCAUCGGGCUGCCGCGCAAAGUGGCCUUCCCGCUCAUGUGUUUUGACAUCGGGCUCAAUUUCCUGCUUACCGGGCUCUUCAUAUGGCUUCUACGACCGGUAUUGUCACUCCACCGCGUAAACCUUAUUCCAGGUCUACUCACGAAGACUUCCCAUCGGGAGGAAAACGCUUCGAGCGAGGUAUCACUGAGGUAUAGCCGGCCGCACAUGCAUAAUUUGAAUCACAUCAUCAAGAAUCUUCUUUGGAAAUGUCUCGUUGGAAGUACACUAGUCAUGUUGCCUACGGUGGGCAACAUGGUCACAUUCUAUGUUAUGAGAGGGCGGGAGCUGGGUUGGAUAUGCCUUACGAUCUGUACGCUGGACGUGAGCUGGGGUGUCCUAAUAAUCAACUGGCUAACCAUCGGCUCCGCUCAGGCCGACAGAGCGCUCACGACGCUGAUGUCGCAGCAAAUAGUGAGCGAACCAGACAACGAAAGAGACGGGCCUGUCCCUGCCACAAUCAUGCAGAGCCGGCUCAGUGGCUUAGGAAAACCACCUCCGCCUGCAAAGCUUCACGAUGAAGGACAGCUGUUGGCUUUCGAUCGCGUUUCAUCGGUCCCUAAGCAAUGAGGCUUUGCUCGCCCACGUCAAGGAAGCCACGAACAGCCAGGACAAGGUCUAUAACGUCUUUCCUAUCUGAGGUCCCAAGAAAUUGGGAACUUCCACGAAUCGAAAGCGUUCACCGAGUUCAGUUGACAUGGCUAGGACCUUAAGCGUGAUAUCCUGACUGAG
Paraphaeosphaeria sporulosa is the source of this 1563-nucleotide messenger RNA. RefSeq lists its product as uncharacterized. The transcript has 4 exons. The coding region runs from base 166 to 1401 and encodes 411 amino acids. The record is from RefSeq and is a predicted model, not a curated record. NCBI's taxonomy places the organism in Eukaryota, Fungi, Ascomycota, Dothideomycetes, Pleosporales, Didymosphaeriaceae.